Molecule: messenger RNA, 4111 nt
Organism: Danaus plexippus (monarch butterfly)
Lineage: Eukaryota; Metazoa; Arthropoda; Insecta; Lepidoptera; Nymphalidae
Exons: 3
Coding region: 534-1598 (354 amino acids)
Source: RefSeq, a predicted model, not a curated record
UGACUUCAUUUAGGGCAACAAAUGUAGUUCGGGAAAAUUUUAUGCCAACUUUCAAGAUACAAGGCCAAAUAUAUCACAGAGCAGGUUCACUGUUACCAGUGUCAGAUAGCAACAACAAAUUCCUGCAAAUUUAUUUUAUGGGCAAUUCACCACAAGAAAUUGAUCUGCGUUGUGCGCAUAACAAUUUAGUAAAGAGGUCUAUUAUAGAACAAUUACAAACUUUAUUUCAUGAGCACAAUCAAUUGAUUCUAUUGUUUAAAACUGCACUAGAUCUGAUGCCAUCUGAUAAUCACAAAAUUGUAAUCAGAGCUGAUAAAACACCUGCGGGUCAACAUGCAAGACGUUUUAAUGCACCAACUAUUGAUGAAGUUGCUAUUGUUGUAGUUGGAGAAGACUUGGAAUCCCGUUAUAUUGUUUUACACCGUCGGAAUGAUCAAUUACAACAUAUAAAAUAAACGCACCGCUCAUAUGAUGCACUACAAUAUCCCAUUAUAUUUUGGAAAGGUGAAGAUGGCUAUGAUUUCUCAAUAAAAAUGAUAAAUCCCAUUACAGGUUCUGAAACCAACAAAAAAGUCAGUUCAAUGAACUAUUAUUCAUACCGCCUAAUGAUUCGGGAAAAUGAAGACAAUCACAUACUGAAAUGUCGGCGUUUAUAUCACAAAUAUGUUGUUAAAAUUGAAACGGAGAGAUUAACAUUUAUCAGGUUGAAUCAAACCAAACUGCGAUCUGAAGAGUACAUUCCCCUUCGAGAUGCGAGCAAUACUGAUGGAAAUGCACAGAAUGUUGGUCGGAUGACUAUUCUUCCAGCAACAUACAUCGGAAGCCCUCGGCAUAUGCACGAAUAUGCUCAAGAUGCCAUGUCGUAUGUUCGUCAUUAUGGUACAGCAGAUUUAUUCAUCACAUUUACAUGCAAUCCGCACUGGAUAGAAAUCAAGCAGGAGUUAUUCCCUGGGCAAUCACCCAUUGACCGUCAUGAUAUUACAGCCAGAGUCUUUAGACAAAAGUUGAAAUCUUUAAUGGAUUUCAUUGUAAAACAUUAUAUGUGUUUGGUGAGACACGCUGCUGGAUGGAUGUAUUCUGUAGAGUGGCAGAUACGAGGAUUGCCACAUGCACACAUUUUGAUUUGGUUAGUUGAAAAGAUAAGGCCAAAUGAAGUUGAUGCAGUGAUAUCAGCUGAAAUUCCUGAUGUACAAGUAGAUCCUGGAUUGCAUGAGGUAGUUAUCAAAAACAUGAUACAUGGUCCCUGUGGAACUCUUAAUCAAAAUUCACCGUGUAUGAUGGAUGGUAAAUGUUCAAAACGAUAUCCACGGACAUUAAUAUCGGAAACAAUUACUGGUAAUGACGGUUAUCCACUUUAUCGUCGCCGAUCGACAGCAGACAAUGGAAGAUCAACAAUUAUCAAAUUAAACCAACAAGAUAUUGAAAUAGAUAAUCGUUGGAUUGUUCCAUAUUCACCCAUUUUAUCAAAGACCUUCAAAGCACACAUCAACGUUGAAUCUUGCCAUUCAGUGAAAUCUAUUAAAUACAUUUGCAAAUAUGUAACCAAAGGGAGUGAUAUGGCUGUGAUUGGAAUUGGUGCAGAGAAUUCCAAUGAUUAAGUUACCCAAUACCAAAUGGGCCGCUAUGUUAGUAGUAAUGAAGCAGUUUGGCGAAUAUUUUCUUUUCCUAUUCAUGAGAGACAUCCUACUGUUGUUCACUUAGCUGUGCAUUUAGAAAAUGGACAAAGAGUGUAUUUUACAGCACAGAACUCAGUACAAAGAGCUGCUCAGCCACCAUCUACUACAUUAACCAGUUUUUUUGAGACAUGCCAAAACGAUAAUUUUUCACAAACAUUGCUAUAUUCCGAAAUGCCAAAAUAUUAUACUUGGAAUCAGUCCUCAAGGAGAUUUAUACGACUUAAACAAGGAAAUCCAGUUCCAGGAUACCCAGGUGUGUAUUCCACCGAUACGAUUGGUCGAAUUUAUUCAGUACAUCCAAGCAAUGAUGAAUGUUUUUAUUUACGACUACUAUUAGUCAAUGUACGUGGCCCAACAUCAUUCCAACAUUUACGAACUGUUGAUGAUGAAUUGUGUGGAUCUUACAGAGAAGCCUGCCAACGUUUGCAAUUGCUAGAAAAUGACGCUCAUUGGGAACAAACUCUCAAAGAUGCUGUAAUAUCAUCACACGCUCAUCAAAUACGAACAUUAUUUUCUAUAAUCAUAUCAACAUGCUUCCCAUCAAACCCAAUUGAUUUGUGGAACAAGUAAAAAGAUUAUAUGUAUGAUGAUAUUUUGUAUCAAAUACGCAAUAGAAUGGGAAAUCCAAAUAUACAAAUCAGUGAAGAAAUUUACAACGAAACAUUGAUUUCAAUUGAGGACAUCUGCUUGAUGAUGUCAAACAAACUAUUAAUUCAGUUAGGCCUGGCCGCGCCCAAUCGUCCAAUGCAUGAUGCUUUUAACCAAGAGUUGCACCGAGAAAAACUGUAUGAUCUCAACUCUUUGAAACAAUUAAUUCAAAUAAAUCUUCCACUGUUGAAUGAACAACAGAAGUAUGUAUAUCAUACUCUUAUGAAAGUAACAAAUGAUGAAACUGGAGGGAUUUACUUCUUAGAUGCACCUGAUGGUACGGGAAAAACUUUUUUGAUUUCAUUAAUAUUAGCAACAAUCCGCUCACAAAAAUAAAAUUGCACUUGCACUCGCUUCGUCGGGAAUCGCAGCAACUUUGCUUGAAGGUGGUCGAACAGCCCAUUCAGCACUAAAAUUGCCAUUAAAUAUGCAAAGCAAUGAAACUCCAACCUGCAACAUUUCGAAAAACUCUGCAAUGGCAAAGGUUUUGCAAUAAUGUCAAUUGAUUGUUUGGGAUGAAUGCACGAUGGCACAUAAAAAAUCUUUGGAGGCUUUAGACAGAACCUUAAAAGAUCUACGAAGCAAUCAUAACCGAUUUGGUGGUGCAAUGAUUUUACUAGCAGGAGAUUUUCGUCAAACACUGCCAGUGAUUCCACGUUCAACGCCAGCUGAUGAACUCAAUGCAUGUCUAAAGGCCUCCAAUUUGUGGAAACAUAUCAAAGUACUUCAUUUAAGCAAGAAUAUGCGUGUCGAGUUGCAAAAUGACCAAUCAGGAAACAUAUUCUCUAAACAACUCAUUGACAUUGGUAAUGGCAAAGUUCCUAUAGACAUCUUGACUGGCUGCAUUAACUUUCCUCAAAGUUUUUGUCAGUUAACUCGAUCAAAAGAUGAACUUAUUGAGAAGGUGUUUCCAGAUGUUUCUAAAAAUUACAGAAACCAUAAUUGGUUGAGCGAACGAGCUAUAUUGGCUGCAAAAAAACAUAGAUGUAAAUGAAUUAAAUUUCAAAAUUCAAGAACAAAUUACAGGCGAAUCCAGGAUAUAUAAAUCAGUUGAUUCGGCUACUAACCAAGAUGAUGUAAUCAACUAUCCACCGGAAUUUUUAAACUCGCUGGAUUUGCCAGGAUUGCCACCUCACAAUCUUCAAUUAAAGAAUGGAUCGGUAGUUAUAAUGUUGCGAAAUAUCAACCAACCGCGUCUUUGCAACGGCACACGGUUAGCGAUAAAAAAAUUACUAAACAACGUGAUAGAAGCAACUAUACUGAAAGGAAAGUAUAAAGGAGAAGAUGUACUCAUACCGCGCAUCCCAAUGAUUCCGACUGAUGUGCCAUUUGAAUUUAAAAGACUACAGUUUCCAGUGCGGCUUGCUUUUGCUAUGACCAUAAACAAGUCCCAGGGGCAAUCAUUAAGUGUUUAUGGUAUUAAUCAGGAAAACCCAUGUUUCUCCCAUGAUCAGUUGCAUGUUGCCUGUUCCCGUGUUGGAAAACCAUCAGAUUUAUUUGUCCAUGCGCCAGGGAAUCAAACAAAAAAUAUUGUAUAUCAUAAAGCACUACAAUGAAAAUAAAACUUAUUUUUGUUAAUGAUUAUGAUGAUUAACAAUAAAGCGAUUGCUUAGUUUUAAAUGCUUAUAUCUGUUUUAUUUAAUAAUUAUUUUUUAUUCACAACAGGGUGAAGGCCCUAUCAACAGGGUGAAGGUUCUGUUCAGGAGAAUUUUUGCCCCGACAAUAAAAUAGAUAGGAACAAAAAACUGUCAUAUUACAAAUCUUUUUGACAGAACGAAGUCUGUCGG